UUUGAUGUAGAUUUAUGCAUGUGAAUUGAGGCUAAAAUAUGUACUUUAAAUCAAAAUUAAUCGUUUUUAUGAGAUGUUGAUUGGCCCUUGAAAAUUUUGGGGCCCGUUUGCCUAAUGGUAAGUCCGCCCCUGCUUUGGACACCCCUUCAUUACACCUUUUGGCUCUUUUUUUCAACUGUUUUGUUAGUUUUCUUAUUAAACUGUACAGUGCAACCUGCCCUGUUUUCGUAUGAUUCAUUUUUUGACCAAAAUUAUUGCCAAAAAUAUGUGUUUGUGCACACUUUCUCGAUUAUCGUAUGGCCAAACAGUGCACACAGCUAGCACACAUUGGUGACUCAGUCUUUGGGAAGAAUGGAUAGUAGUUUUUUUUAAAGUUGGGACACUAUACUGUAGACAGAUUUCAGCCAGGGAAUCUUUUAAUCAUCUUUAUUAUGUGUGUGUGUGUGUGUGUGUGGUUUAUGUGCGCACACAGAACAAUGAACAACCACUUUGUCCACUGUGCCGUGUGCUGAUGAGGCAUUGAAGUGCACAGUGUACUUUCUCAGUGUUGUUGUUGUGUUUUUUUUUUUUAAGGUGAGGAACACGACUGAAUUCAAGAAAGGAGGAGGAAGUGAAGCUCCCGAGCCAUCGGAGAGAAUGUUCCCACCGCCUUCACAGGCAAAGGCAACACCAAGACGGCAAAGAUCAUUCCCUGUGCUGUGGAUAGUGGAAACAGAUGCUACAGAGGCGAGAAGAGGAUGCAUUUUGCACCUUAGGUCUUCAGUGAAGAAAAUGCGGCUUGUCCUGUGUGCAGCCUUGCUGCUUUACCUUAAAGGGUCCGAGGGUGCAGAGCCCAGGUCAAAGUGUCCCACGAGGUGUGAUGUGAGUACCUGCCCAAGCCCCAGCUGCCCCAGCGGCUAUGUGCCCGACCGCUGCAACUGCUGCCUGGUGUGCGCCUUGGGGGAGGGCGAGCCGUGCGGCCACAAGGAUGACCUGCCCUGCGGGGACGGGCUGGAGUGCAGACACCCGGCCAGCAAGCUUCUGCUCAAGGGCUUCUGCCAGUGCAAACUGAGUCAGGAAGUGUGCGGCAGCGACGGCAAGACAUACGGGAACGUGUGCCAGCUGAAGGCCACCAGCAGGAGGGCGCUGCAGCAGGGGUUGCCUGGAAUCACCCAAGUCCAAAGAGGAGCCUGUCAGACCAGCAUAGCCAGUAUAGGUCCGACACACGCUGCCAGCCCUCGAUACAAGUUCAAUUUCAUCGCUGAUGUGGUUGAGAAGAUUGCACCAGCUGUGGUCCACAUAGAACUCUUCCUCAGGCACCCUCUUUUUGGACGGACCGUCCCUCUGUCAAGCGGAUCAGGCUUUGUGAUGUCAGAACAGGGCCUGAUUGUCACCAAUGCUCAUGUGGUCUCCAGCACCACACCAGUGUCCGGUCAACAGCACCUCAAGGUCCAGAUGCACAACGGUGACGUGUAUGAAGCCAGCAUCAGAGACAUCGACAAAAAGUCAGACAUUGCCACCAUCAAGAUCAACCCUCAGACAAAGCUGCCAGUUCUGCUGUUGGGUCACAGUGCAGACCUGAGGCCCGGCGAGUUUGUGGUGGCCAUCGGCAGCCCCUUCGCCCUCCAGAACACCGUCACCACCGGCAUCGUCAGCACCGCCCAGAGGGAUGGCAAGGAGCUGGGCCUCAGGGACUCUGACAUGGACUACAUCCAGACAGACGCUAUUAUCAACGUGAGGCUAGUGACUGGUUGGCAUAGGUGCUCCCAAGAGAAUCAGAAUAACACGUCAUGUUUUUCUUCUCAGUACGGGAAUUCUGGAGGGCCUCUUGUCAAUUUGGAUGGCGAGGUGAUCGGCAUCAACACCCUGAAGGUCGCCGCGGGCAUCUCCUUCGCUAUUCCUUCAGACAGGAUCACGCUCUUCCUGAACGACUCCCUGGACAAGCACAGCAAAGACAUCCGGUCAAUAAAGAAGCGUUUCAUUGGAAUCAGGAUGCUGACCAUCACACCAGCGCUAAUUGAAGAACUAAAACAGCAGAACCCAGACUUCCCGGAUGUUACCGCUGGGAUCUACGUCCACAAGGUUGUCCCUCACUCACCCGCGCAGAAAGGCGGCAUCAGAGACGGCGACAUCAUUGUCAAACUGAACGGCCGACCACUAAUGACCACAGCCGACCUGCAGGGGGCACUGCAGGAAGAGACGGCACUCCUGUUGGAGGUCAGGAGGGACAAUGACGACCUGCUCUUCAACAUUGAACCAGACGUCAUCAUGCAAUAGAUGCUUCCCGGGACUUGACGAAACCAAUACAGGAGACAAAGUUUCGGUUUGCCAGCUCAGGACCCCCGAAUACCCUUAAAACUGCAAAGUACUUGACUGUAUCACUUUGGCAGAGUGUGCAUGAAAAUUCCUUUUGAGACAUCUCUCGUUGCACAUUAAAUUGGUUGUGAAAGGUGAAAUUUACUGAUCAUUUGGUAGCAGGUUAACAUUCAAUAAACUGUAAGGAAGAAUUGGUUAUUGUAUCCGGGGUCAACAUGGCAACCGCAGGAUGCCAUCUUCCUUCAGGAGCCUCAAAAUGAUUUUGAAUGUUGUGGGAUUUUGUCGCUUUAAUGUUUUAGUGAACACGUUGAAUGUAGCUCACGAGCAAUGCACAGAACAUUGACUAUAUAACGGUCAUAAACAUUCCAAAGUUGCCAUGUUGGAAUGUAAAGAAGGGGAUUGGGGGACAAGGUUCCUUAACAGACAGAUGGAAGUUGAUUACCUCGUGAAGGUUGGAGGUAAGACGCUCAGACCCUUCCAGGAACCUCCUGAUGAGAAAGCCACCUCUUGGAAUUCUUCACCUUCUAAAGAGAAAGCCGCCUUCCUCCACUGAGAGGUCUAGUUCUUCAGGGUGCAUCAAGGUCUUCUAGGUGGAGAGCCGGAAACCCGAGAUGAGGCGGAGAUGAUAUCCCAUUUGGCUGCGCCAGGAACGCUUUCAGGAGCAGCGGGAAGAAAAAGAGGGACGAGAUUAUCAUGUUACGUGAUUUCACAAACUAUUUCUGUUGUAUCCUUUCAUUAGAGGCUUUUGGGUGUGCAAACACACAGCAGCUGACUUUGAAAAGCAGACAUGCUUACUGAGCGCUUCAAACAGUCGCUGCUUGAGCUGGCUAUAAAUGUAAAUGUGUGCUGGCCUACAAAACCAUGAUAACAGCCUUCCAUAGUGUUGCUUUUGGCUUGUUUGCAUGUCU
This is a messenger RNA of Dunckerocampus dactyliophorus (ringed pipefish), 3203 nucleotides long. RefSeq names its product HtrA serine peptidase 3b (gene htra3b). Gene Ontology annotation, molecular function: serine-type endopeptidase activity; protein binding. The transcript has 11 exons. Bases 637 to 2256 code for a protein of 539 amino acids. Gene Ontology annotation, cellular component: extracellular region. NCBI's taxonomy places the organism in Eukaryota, Metazoa, Chordata, Actinopteri, Syngnathiformes, Syngnathidae. Gene Ontology annotation, biological process: proteolysis. The record is from RefSeq and is a predicted model, not a curated record.